This is a messenger RNA of Penicillium verrucosum, 1689 nucleotides long. RefSeq names its product sulfatase family protein. Gene Ontology annotation, biological process: phenol-containing compound metabolic process. Bases 1 to 1689 code for a protein of 562 amino acids. The transcript is spliced from 4 exons. Gene Ontology annotation, molecular function: arylsulfatase activity; N-acetylglucosamine-6-sulfatase activity; glycosaminoglycan binding. NCBI's taxonomy places the organism in Eukaryota, Fungi, Ascomycota, Eurotiomycetes, Eurotiales, Aspergillaceae. The record is from RefSeq and is a predicted model, not a curated record.
AUGAGAUUAAUCGCUGCCCUUGCCGCCCUCAUCGUCGCCGAAGGGGUGACUGCCCUCGAUCUCCAAUCCAUACUCAAACACAGCGAAACACAAUCGCGUAAGCCAAAUAUCCUCUUUGUGAUAACCGACGAUCAAGACCUUCAACUCGACUCCAUAUCCUACACUCCCCUAAUCUCAAAACACGUCCGCGACCAGGGCACCUUUUUCCGUAACCAUUUUGUCACAACAGCCAUAUGUUGCCCGUCGCGUGUGAGUUUAUGGACCGGUCGCCAGGCACAUAACACAAAUGUAACCGAUGUUCACCCACCCUAUGGCGGAUAUCCUAAAUUCGUCGAACGCGGGUUCAACGAUGAUUUCCUCCCACUUUGGCUGCAAGGGGCGGGAUAUGAUACGUAUUACACCGGCAAAAUGUUCAACGCACAUACCGUGGACAACUACCACAGCCCGCACAUCAAUGGAUUUAACGGAUCCGAUUUCCUUCUCGACCCUUAUACUUAUUCUUACUUCAAUUCGACUUACCAACGAAACCAUGAACCACCUAUCAGCCAUGAGGGUGAACAUACUAUCGAUGUGAUUACGGGAAAAGCACUAGGUUUCCUCGAUGACGCAUUGGCCGGCGAGAGGCCCUUCUUCCUGGCUGUGUCGCCCGUCGCGCCGCACUCGAAUAUCGAUCCAGGCAAGGCUUACAUGUCCGCGCCCAUCCCCCUCAAACGACACGAGCAUUUGUUCCAGGAUGUGAGGGUGCCUCGCACAGCAAAUUUCAAUCCGGACCAGCCAAGUGGAGUUAGUUGGAUUCGCGAUCUGCCCAUGCAAAACCAAUCGGUAGUCAACUAUAACGAUCACUUUUAUCGUUCCCGUCUACGUGCCCUACAGGGUGUUGAUGAAUUGGUGGAUGGGCUUGUCACCCGACUGGAGGAGAGUGGCCAGCUAGAUAAUACUUAUAUUAUCUAUACCUCGGAUAAUGGGUUCCAUAUUGGCCAACACAGACUCCUGCCUGGGAAGACUUGCGGGUUUGAGGAGGAUGUUCGCGUUCCCUUAUUCAUUCGUGGACCUGGGGUUGCGAAGGGAAAUGUGCAGGACGCGGUAACUACUCAUGUGGACUUAGCGCCGACCCUUUUCCAUCUUGCGGGUAUUCCCGCGAGGGACGAUUUCGAUGGGACUGCAAUUCCCGUAACACCUGAGUUUGGUGGUGAACGGCAUGAACAUGUUACAGUAGAAUAUUGGGGUUCUGCUGUUGUGGAAGGCGCUUAUAGCGGUAUUGGCCCCGGAGGCUCAACUAUAAUCCCGAACAACACCUACAAAUCCAUCCGCUUACUCGGAGAAGGAUAUAAUCUAUACUACUCGGUCUGGUGCAACAAUGAACAUGAACUGUACGAUCUGUCGGGGCAUAUCAAUGAGCCGCACAUUCUCGGUCGCACCUUGGAUCAGGCUAUCAAUCGCCUCGACGCUCUUUUGAUGGUUCUCAAGUCUUGCCAGGGUGCGACUUGCAUCCGGCCUUGGGAUGUCCUCCAACCGGUAGACCCUGUUAGUACCCUACAAGAUGCUCUGCAUGAGGAGUAUGAUGGGUUCUAUGGUGCACAACCUCAGGUCUCAUUUGACUGGUGCGAUGCGGGAUACAUCGUUGAAGCUGAGGGUCCGCAACUGCCGUUGACUAGUCGACAUGGCGUGUCUUGGGAUGUGUGGGUGUAA